ACACAGAUUUUCUGUAAUUAACAUAAAAUCCGGAAUUAAAAUCGUUUCUGGAGCUUGCACGUGGAAUAAAAACGAUUAUCUUUGAAAAAGUAGAAAGCAGGACACAGUCACAAAUGUGUUCUAAAAUAGCUUAUAGCGACGUUUAAUUAUAUUUAAAUAAUUAAUAUAUAGAAUAAAAAAAAAUCUGAUGUUCACGUUUAUUAAAUUAUCAUUGCUUUAUGUACAAAAUAAGUCAUUAUAUCCAAGUAUUGGGCUUGAUAUUUCAGUGAAAAGUGAACAAAAAAGGUGAAAAGGUGAUAACACAUAACUUUACAGCCCUCUCAAGUGCACUCCGUUUUAGAUCACUUCCUCAAAGCGCGUGAUUGUGGCUGCGUCCCAAACUGCACACUUCUCUACUACAAAGUGUCCUGUUAAAACCAUAGUUACCAUAGGUAACCUGCCUAUUUUGCUGUAUUAUGCACGCGGUUUGAGACAGAGGCAGUGAGAUUUGGUUGAGAAAAGCACCAUAGACUCUUACAGCUGUGUGAGGAGAAACCUGGACAUUCUGGCAGUGUGUUGGAAAGGCAAACUGGCUGGAGUUACGCAUAGCUGAGGACUUGAGCAAAGAUGUAUGGGCCCUUCAGUGUGCGUCGGGAGCGCGUUCCUGACCUCUCCUGCCUGCAUCAGUACAGUGAGUGGCUGGCCAGCAGGCAUGAAGCCAGCCUACUUCCCAUGAAGGAAGACCUUGCUCUGUGGCUCAACACUAUUCUGGGAAUUAAUAUAACAGCAGAGACCUUCAUGGACAUGUUGGAGAAUGGAGUUGUGCUCUGCCAGUUGGCUGAAGAGUUACAGGAGAGGAUGAUUCUAGCUAGCAAUGACAAGCCCUUUAUCCGGCGUGUUAUUCACUGGAGAGCUGAUGCAGCUCGCGGUUCAUUUUUUGCCAGAGACAACGCAGCCAACUUCCUGUACUGGUGCCGUAAAAUUGGCAUAGGCUCAUCCCAUCUUUUUGAGUCAGAAGAUCUGGUUCUCCGAAGGCAUCCACGUGAUGUGUGCCUGUGCCUCAUGCAGCUUGGGAGAAUUGCCUCAAAAUAUGGUAUCGACCCACCUGGUCUGGUCAAACUGGAGAAAGAGAUUGAGAAAGAAGAAUUUGGUUCCAUGUUCUUUGCUUCACCGUUUCACUCUCCCUCCAGUCCUCUUUUCUUUCACCCUGUUCUAUCACCACCUCCUUCUUCCCCUCCUUGUAUUUUUCCUGCCUCUCUCUCUCCAUCCACACCACCUGCCUCUCCACCUUCAUCCCCUCCUCCAGACUUCACCUCUGCCCCAGUCCAGCAACCUGAACCUGAACCAGAACCAGAGCCCGAACCUGAACCCGAGCCUGAGCCUGCACCUGAGAUCAAACCCGAACCUGAACCUGAACCUGAACCUGCACUUGAACCUAAGCAUAUUUCACCCAGUCCCUGGUCACCUGUUCAAACACCCACAUCCACCCCAACCUCACGUCGCCUGAACAAAUCCAAUGGAAAAAAGAGCAAAGACAAUCUACUGGAUGAUAUAGUUCAGCAAAUCUCAGAAGAUCCACCAUGCAGAUGUGAGGUCAGGUUCUGCAUUGAGAAACAGCCCAAAGGCCGUUACCGAAUGGGUGAUAAAGUGCUGUAUGUGAGAACGAAUCCUCCAGGGCUCCUGCACACUCUGCUAUGGAGGAAAAGCUGCCUCUUUGUCACCUAGCCAAUUAGCAGGAGAUCCAGUGAUAAGAUAAGAGAGACACAGAAAGCGGUCUUCGUUUGCUCUCAUGCAUGAGGCUCCAUCAGAAAGCUUUUAAUACCAUCUCUUAUAGUAUCCCUCUUUGAAUAGGACUCUGUGGGAGAUAUAUUUGAUUUGCUUUUAUUUCAUGAAUGAAAGACACAAAUCCAUUAGCUCGUUUGAAUGGGUAUGUUUCAAAAAGAAGCUCAGAAAGCAAUGAGUAAAGCAGUUAAUGGACAUUAAGGAAAUGUAACAAUAAUGGAGCCGUGAGAGCAGAAAUCUACCUCAUUCACGUGAAUCAGAAACUCAGCAAGAUCACAGAUAGCUAUCAGAUAUUUAUAAGAGAUUCUUACACCAGAGAUAUUGUCUUUAGUUCAUCUAUUUAUUUUUCGGCACCUUUGUUCUUUACACCUUCAUUCACGAAACAACAAUAACAAUAACAAUAACAACAAUAAUAAUAAUAAGAAAUUAAUAAAAAUUUCAAAUCUCAAAAUGCUUCUUUUACUUUCUUUAACAUUACUUGCUUCUUAUUAACAGAUAUUAUGCUUGAAUUACUGUCUUUUCCACUAGCUUUUCGGGUUUCCACCUGCUCAGUUUCUUCUCUAGCUCUGGGCUGUGUCUGCAUUCACACCCCUAGUUCUGCAAAGUGAUUAGACAAAAAUAGACACAGAGAUUGAGCAGUCUGUCUCCUGAAUUAGAACAUCUUUACUAGGCUGCAUGUAAUCCUUGGGGAGAUAUUCUACUCAACUUCUACUCAGUGCAGGAGUAUAUAAAAAGUGUGACUGCAGUCUGGCAUCUAGUGGUUGUUACUCAAACUGCAGCCGAAAAGAAAGAAGGAGAUGGAAAA
Tachysurus fulvidraco (yellow catfish) is the source of this 2566-nucleotide messenger RNA. RefSeq names its product growth arrest-specific 2b (gene gas2b). Gene Ontology annotation, molecular function: actin filament binding; microtubule binding; cytoskeletal adaptor activity. Lineage: Eukaryota; Metazoa; Chordata; Actinopteri; Siluriformes; Bagridae. Gene Ontology annotation, biological process: actin crosslink formation. Gene Ontology annotation, cellular component: actin filament. The transcript has 8 exons. The coding region runs from base 607 to 1704 and encodes 365 amino acids. The record is from RefSeq and is a predicted model, not a curated record.